GCUCCCGGCCGGCCGCGCCGGUGGAGACUUCGCGACUGGGACCCUGAUCCCCGGCUGCUAACAAAGAAUUGCUGACUAAAAGUUAGCAAAGAACAGCAGGUGUUACAGCAGUUCCUGGAUUAGGUACAUAGAUGACACAGCCCGCCAUUCCAGCACCCAGGAAGGAGGCAAGGAAGGGGACCUGGAGGAGAGCACUAUCCAUGGAGAGCACCCACUGCAUGAAUGCUGAGGAAGGACAGCGCCCUGCCCAAGGGAGGAACUAGGAGGAGGCAAGAGGGGAGGAGCCCAGGUCAGGAGCUGAGUGAGGAGUUGGAUCAGGUGGUUGAAAACUCAGAGCAGACAGAUGAGCAGAACAAAGAGUCGAUCAAAGUCCAAGGUCCAGAUGUCUUACCAGGCCUGGACAGUGAGUCUGCCUCCAGCAGCAUCCGCUUUAGCAAGGCCUGCCUGAAGAACGUCUUCUCGGUCCUGCUCAUCUUCAUCUACCUGCUGCUCAUGGCUGUGGCUGUCUUCCUAGUCUAUCAGACCAUCACGGACUUUCGUGAAAAACUCAAGCACCCUGUCAUGUCUGUGUCUUACAAAGAAGUGGAUCGCUAUGAUGCCCCAGGUAUUGCCCUGUACCCUGGUCAGGCCCAGUUGCUAAGCUGUAAGCACCAUUACGAGGUCAUUCCACCUCUGUCAAGCCCUGGCCUGCCAGGUGACAUGAACUGCACCACCCAGAGGAUCAACUACACGGACCCUUUCUCCAGUCAGACCAUGAAAUCCGCUCUGAUUGUCCAGGGGCCCCGGGAAGUAAAGAAGCGGGAGCUGGUCUUCCUCCAGUUCCGCCUGAACCAAAGUAGCGAGGACUUCAGUGCCAUUGAUUACCUCCUCUUCUCAUCUUUCCAGGAGUUCCUGCAAAGCCCAGACAGAGUAGGCUUCAUGCAGGCCUGUGAGAGUGCCUACUCCAGCUGGAAGUUCUCUGGGGGCUUCCGCACCUGGGUCAAGAUGUCACUGGUGAAGACCAAGGAGGAGGAUGGGCGGGAAGCAGUGGAGUUCCGGCAGGAGACAAGUGUGGUUAACUACAUUGACCAGAGACCAGCCGCAGAAAAAAGUGCUCAGUUGUUUUUUGUGGUAUUUGAAUGGAAAGAUCCUUUCAUCCAGAAAGUCCAAGAUAUAAUCACUGCCAAUCCUUGGAACACAAUCGCUCUCCUCUGUGGGGCCUUCUUGGCAUUAUUUAAAGCAGCAGAGUUUGCCAAACUGAGUGUGAAAUGGAUGAUUAAAAUUAGGAAGAGAUACCUUAAAAGAAGAGGCCAGGCAACGAACCACAUAAGCUAAAGUCGCCUUGCAUUGUUCAUACAACUGCCCGCGUUAAUGGAAGUUCUCAUCACUUCCACUUUGAUAAACCGAGCUAAGCAGCAAUCCUGUAGUCACUUGAAGAGAAGGGCCUUGCUGGGAGAACAGCCUGUCAAACUGGAACUUUUAACUUGGCCUAAAAAGACGCUGUUUAGAACCUAAUGGAAAAGAUCCAACGGAUAACCGAAAAGUUAUUUAUUUAAAUUAUUAAUGAACAUUUUAAAGAGCUGUUCAAUGACUUAUGAAUAGGGUUUGUGGAAGAUGCCUUUGUUUGGUUCAUUGUAUAGUUAAGCUCUAAAAGGAUAAUUAUGGCUCUACUUUUUACCUUAGGUUUUUCCCUUAGAUUUUUAAAGUAAAAGAGUGAUUUUCUUUUUCCAAAAAUCAUAUCAAGACGUACAGGUCAUGCUAAGGAACCUCUCUGCACUGUACACAAGGAAAGGCAAAACCCCUUUUGACUUUGGCGUCAUCUGCCAUCUAUGUUGUCCAGCCUCUGAUAAACUCUCAUUUGUUAAAUGAGACUUUAAAACUAAUAGAAACUAUUAAUUAUUUCUUAUGGACUGACUUGUCACUUCCUUGUCUGGCUAGAAUAUUUGUUGAUGCAGGUAUGAAUUUAGAGUGAUUAACACUCAAAAGGAUUAGGACAGAUGUAUAUAGCAGGUGCCUCCUCAGUGUAUUUUGAUUUCAUUAACAGGUAAAUAAAAGAUUAAUACAAAAGGAAUGAGUGUGCCAGUAUGAAUAUCUGCUAAAUCAACUGGCACUGAUACUCUCUCAUUCUGUGACAUCCAAAAACAAAAGGUAACCUGAGUCUGGACUCCCAAGAUGGAUGGAUCCAACUCCCGAGGUACGUCAGUUAUUUCCAGGGAAAGGUCGUUGGGCAUGGCAAUUGAUGGCGUGUGGCCAGGAAGAGUGACAUUUCACGGCCCAUGUAUAAGCUGUGUUAACUCUUCACUGUGUCCUACAAAACCACCCGUCUGAGAAAGGGGCACUCAGAACGACCCUCAAAGCUUUCAGCCUAGCCUUUAACA
Cynocephalus volans (Philippine flying lemur) is the source of this 2357-nucleotide messenger RNA. RefSeq names its product proton activated chloride channel 1 (gene PACC1). NCBI's taxonomy places the organism in Eukaryota, Metazoa, Chordata, Mammalia, Dermoptera, Cynocephalidae. The record is from RefSeq and is a predicted model, not a curated record. Gene Ontology annotation, cellular component: cell surface. The transcript is spliced from 9 exons. The coding region runs from base 223 to 1314 and encodes 363 amino acids.